UGGCCCAGGACGAAGAGGGGGCAGAGAGAGAGGGAGCGCAACCGCCGCGUAGCCCGCGGACCCCGGCGUGCGUCACCGGCCUCCGCGCCGCCGCCGGCGGUGUCCUGGAGGCUGGCGUCUGUGCUCCACGAGCCCGCUCGGUUUUGAAAUUCGAAGCGUGUGCGUUUGGGCACUGAGCUUCUGCAGGUGCUUCGCCAUCGAUUAGGGUUUGGCUAAAGGCCUCUCUGUGCAUGCCUCUAUGAAUGCAGCAUUGUGCGUGCUUAGCGGAUUUGAUGGAAGUAUAUGUGUUUCCAAUCCAUAUCUCUGUUGUUAACUAGUGGUAACAAACCUAGCAUUGAAAGGCUCUUUUAGGUUUAGGCCCAAAGAGAAAUGGGGAUUUCUUCCUUUUAGUUAGUUAGUUUUUUUUUUUUUUUUGGUGCCCCAGACUUGCCAGCGGCUAAGAUUCCUGAUUGUAGUUUGUUCCUGUCUACAAUCAGGGGUCAAACUCGGCGAUUGCAUGAGACCAUAGGAAACCAGCUACAAAAUAUUGAAAGGAAUUACUGAAAUAUAUGAAACAAAACCUGUCUGAAAGUAAUUAGAGUAGAUUUAAGAAGCAUUGCUAAACUUUUAUCCAAAUAGGGCUGGACAGUGCAGAUUGGAUAUGGUGUUAUGGGCAUAUAUUUCUUGAGGACUAGUGAUUUACUUUGUCAUUGUCUUGCAGAUACAGAAACACUGAAGUUUUGAAAAACUGAACUGCAAUAAAUAUUAUUUGUCAUUUUGGAUUACUUAAAUAUAUGGUACAACUCAUUUUUGUUUUUUAGACAGUAAUGUGCAUACAUUAUUCAUGCUUCAUUUAAUGGGAUUUAUUGUUCUUCCCCUCAUGUUCUGCAUGCCCUUGUAUGAACAGAUGCCCAGGACCAUUCCAAAAGGCAGUUUCUGUGGCAAUAAGUCUCAUUACAGUUCACUGUUGAAUUAUCACAGUCCAUCCGGAAAUUGCCUUUGUACAUAGCUUGCCAAAUUUGACAAUAGAAAAACAAAUAGAAUGAUGAGGUUUGCAUGCGUCUAUUAGCCCAUUUUAUCCAGUUUCUAUGUAGAUUGAUUUUCUUAAAAUUAUUACUUCAAACCUCGAAGGGUGUGAAACUGUGAAAGCAACAUGAUUAUAAGGCUUCCUAUCUCUAAAUCUCUUGUACAUACAAAAUGGAAGAAAUAUAAUGUUGACGUUUGCAUGUAUCUCUGAGUCAGUAUAUCUCUUGUCCAUGCUAACUUUUAUGUGUACCAGUCCAAAUACAAGUCAACUUGCACAUGAAAUGAGGUCUCACACCAAAAGGCAGAUAGUACAUCCUUAACAAAAACUGGCAGUCUUUCUUUGCUUCCCAUGGUGGGACACCACCCUGUGAUGGAAAACCUUUCAGUUCUGGUUCUUGAUGACAACCCGACGUCCUUGUCGAUCAUCUCCAAGAUGCUUGCGAGGUUCAACUUCAAAGUUCUUCCCUUCCAAACAGCAGAAGCUGCCUUAGAUUUCCUUAAAAGCGGGGUUGCUGAAGAACAGAAGUUUGAUUUGAUACUGGCUGAAGUCCAUGUUAGCACUAUGGCAUCUGGCACUUUGGGAAACUCUGAGCUGCUGCACCACAUAUUGAAUGAACUUCAGGUCCCUCUUAUCACUAUGUGUGCUUAUGAUGAUGAAGAGGCAGUCUCAGAAUGUAUGGCGCUGGGAGCAUGCUUCCAUGUGCUGAAGCCACUGAACACUGGAAGCUUCAACAUUCUGAGGCAGAAAGCACUGCAACACAACUCUAGAAGGGCAACACGUGAGGGGCCAAGCUUUCCCAAUUGGACCAAAAGUAGAAUGGUUUCAUCUUCUACUAAAAAGCCCAAGGAAAUGUCUACUCUAGAGAGAAACAAUUUAUGCAAUCCUGAAAGUGAGGAAUGUAAAGAGGCAGAAGUUUGGGAGGCACAUGGUCAUUCAAAGAAGUCGGGUCGGUUGAAAUGGACCAUUGAGCUCCAUGAAAAGUUCUUGGAGGCUGUCGAAGUGCUUGGGGACAAGUUUGCUGUGCCUGAGAAGAUUCUGAAGCUGAUGAAUGUCAAGGAUUUGACCUCGCUGCAAGUUGCUAGCCAUCUCCAGAAACAUCGAUCGCGCAAACUGAAAGCAAAACAAGAAGGGCAGCACCAGCAGAAGGGCAGUGCGAAACCAGUACCUGAGCUGAUAAGAUCAACACACAAUGUGGCCACUUCUGAAUCCGUCACACCCAGAGAUGCCGCAGGCAUCAGGGAGGUGUACCCCUCAAGGAUGUGGACACAGAUGAAGAGAAAAUCAGUGGAAGCAGCGGCUUUGAAGACUUACAGCUACACAUGCACAUCUGGAAUUUAUGGGGACGACACAAAGUCUGUGUGGGACAAGUACCAGAAGAGCCUGCAGAAAGGGUCCUCCGGGUCAAGCAGACGGCGGCUGCUACGAACCAGACAUCAUUGGUCUGCAAAGAACAACGAUGUUGUCACAGAUGAAGGCGUUUCAAAUGAAGCCCCCAAAACUUUUGGUGAAAUAGGUUAUGGUACACCUGUGGAAAGCUCUGGUUCAAGCACCCUGUUAACAAGUUUGCUUGAUCAUGUGGGAGGGAGCAAUCUUUCUGAAGCUGCUAGCAACAAUAACAACGUGGGUAACAUUAAUCUGCCUGAAGGUAUUUUGAACAAGGAGCACAAUGCAUCCAUGGGUCCUUCUGCUGGUUGGGCGCACCUAGAGAGCAAUGCUCUGCUUGAUGAUACAAAUAAAAACUCCAGGGCGCAGGUGGACCUGAUUGGCCCAUCUGAUGGCCGGGAAGAAGUGGAGUCAUUCUGGAUGAGUCAACUGGAAGGAUCACACGAGCAUCAAAACCUUGGCCCGGAGGAUCUUCUGCAGGUAGACGAUGCAUGGAACGACGCGCUUGGAUUGGUGAGACAGCCCAGCCUGAUCAGCGUAGAUGAACCGAUGGCUCAAGAAGCUGCCGUUGGGGAUGCUCCGGCGGAUGACCCUGUGAUGCCGUUUGCCCAAGACGAUGCAUACUGGAGUUGGAGUCCUCAGGUGGUGGGUGGCUAUGGCAUGCUGUUCUGAUUCUGAAUCAGGAUGAGUAACAAUAAAUCAAUGAUAGAAAUGAGAGCCCCUGGAAGAAAAGGAGAGCAAUCAGGGAGUAAUAAUGUAAUAUGUACUAAGUAGACAAUCGUGCUCAAGGAGAGCACGUGUUCAAUAUUGUCGUAUGAGGUGCUUUGAAAGAAGUCACAAUCGUAGAACUAAUUGAUCAAUGCACUCUUUGGUUUCAAACUUUUGCAGUGUUGUUUCAGGUUGUUUGCCAGCAACAUUGCGCACAUAUGCAAAACUGAGGAAUAUGACAUACUCCAAAUAGUUUUUUCCGA
This is a messenger RNA of Phragmites australis (common reed), 3360 nucleotides long. RefSeq lists its product as uncharacterized. Gene Ontology annotation, molecular function: DNA binding. The transcript has 6 exons. The record is from RefSeq and is a predicted model, not a curated record. The coding region runs from base 1355 to 3061 and encodes 568 amino acids. NCBI's taxonomy places the organism in Eukaryota, Viridiplantae, Streptophyta, Magnoliopsida, Poales, Poaceae. Gene Ontology annotation, biological process: phosphorelay signal transduction system; cytokinin-activated signaling pathway.